Rhinopithecus roxellana (golden snub-nosed monkey) is the source of this 5048-nucleotide messenger RNA. RefSeq names its product adenosylhomocysteinase like 2 (gene AHCYL2). The transcript has 17 exons. Gene Ontology annotation, biological process: L-methionine cycle. Gene Ontology annotation, cellular component: cytosol. NCBI's taxonomy places the organism in Eukaryota, Metazoa, Chordata, Mammalia, Primates, Cercopithecidae. The coding region runs from base 64 to 1899 and encodes 611 amino acids. The record is from RefSeq and is a predicted model, not a curated record.
GGAGGCGGGGCCGACCAAGAACUGGAGCUGGAGUCUGAGCCCGCGGUUGCAGCGGAGGCGGUGAUGUCGGUGCAGGUUGUGUCUGCGGCUGCAGCCAAGGUGCCUGAGGUGGAGCUGAAGGACCUGAGCCCCUCCGAGGCGGAGUCGCAACUAGGACUGAGCACGGCCGCCGUGGGCGCCAUGGCCCCCCCGGCGGGCGGUGGAGACCCUGAGGCUCCAGCUCCCGCCGCGGAGCGGCCCCCGGCCCCUGGUCCGGGCUCUGGGCCCGCCGCCGCCGCUCUCAGCCCUGCCGCCGGGAAGGUGCCUCAGGCGUCGGCCAUGAAGCGGAGCGACCCACAUCACCAGCACCAGCGGCACCGCGACGGCGGCGAGGCCCUGGUCAGCCCCGACGGCACCGUCACCGAGGCGCCGCGCACAGUCAAGAAGCAGAUCCAGUUUGCUGACCAGAAGCAAGAAUUCAACAAACGUCCCACCAAAAUUGGACGUCGCUCUCUGUCUCGUUCCAUUUCUCAGUCGUCUACUGACAGCUACAGCUCAGCGGCUUCAUAUACAGAUAGCUCUGAUGAUGAGACAUCCCCCAGGGACAAACAGCAAAAGAACUCUAAGGGAAGCAGUGACUUCUGUGUUAAGAACAUCAAACAGGCAGAGUUUGGACGAAGAGAAAUUGAAAUUGCUGAACAAGAAAUGCCUGCAUUGAUGGCUUUGAGGAAGAGAGCUCAAGGAGAAAAGCCUUUGGCUGGAGCCAAAAUUGUGGGUUGCACACACAUCACUGCUCAGACUGCUGUACUUAUGGAAACUCUGGGUGCUCUGGGAGCCCAGUGCCGAUGGGCUGCCUGCAACAUCUAUUCCACUCUCAAUGAAGUGGCUGCUGCUCUAGCCGAAAGUGGAUUUCCUGUUUUUGCCUGGAAGGGAGAGUCAGAAGAUGACUUUUGGUGGUGCAUUGAUAGAUGUGUGAAUGUGGAGGGCUGGCAGCCAAACAUGAUCUUGGAUGAUGGAGGGGAUCUUACCCACUGGAUUUAUAAAAAGUAUCCCAACAUGUUUAAGAAAAUCAAGGGCAUAGUAGAGGAGAGUGUUACUGGAGUUCAUAGGCUGUACCAACUGUCCAAAGCUGGGAAGCUGUGUGUUCCAGCCAUGAAUGUCAAUGACUCAGUCACCAAACAGAAAUUUGACAACCUCUACUGUUGCCGUGAAUCAAUUCUUGAUGGACUUAAAAGGACAACAGACAUGAUGUUUGGUGGAAAGCAAGUGGUAGUCUGUGGCUAUGGAGAGGUGGGGAAAGGAUGCUGUGCUGCCCUGAAAGCCAUGGGCUCCAUUGUGUAUGUAACUGAAAUUGACCCCAUCUGUGCCCUGCAAGCCUGUAUGGAUGGAUUUCGACUGGUGAAAUUAAAUGAGGUCAUCCGACAAGUGGACAUUGUUAUUACCUGUACAGGUAACAAGAAUGUGGUAACCAGAGAGCACUUGGACCGUAUGAAGAAUAGCUGCAUCGUUUGUAACAUGGGACAUUCCAACACAGAGAUUGAUGUGGCGAGUCUGCGGACACCAGAGCUGACCUGGGAGCGAGUGAGAUCUCAAGUUGACCAUGUGAUAUGGCCUGAUGGCAAGAGGAUAGUACUGCUGGCAGAGGGCCGCCUGCUGAACCUAAGCUGCUCCACAGUGCCUACAUUUGUGCUCUCAAUCACUGCUACUACUCAGGCUCUUGCCUUGAUAGAGCUUUACAAUGCUCCUGAGGGUCGCUAUAAGCAGGAUGUCUACCUGUUGCCCAAGAAAAUGGAUGAGUAUGUGGCCAGCCUACACCUGCCUACCUUUGAUGCCCACUUGACAGAGCUGACAGAUGAACAGGCCAAGUAUCUGGGACUCAACAAGAAUGGGCCCUUCAAGCCUAAUUACUACAGGUAUUAAGUUCCUGUAACUCAAACCAGAAGUUUUAAGGAAUAGAACUCCAAGCCUUUUCCCCACUACUAUACAAGAAAGAAUUCAGCAAGCUGCUUCUCCAAUCAAAGCUGCCUGCCGUGCUCACCCUGUGUGUUAGGUUAUUUAUUUAUUAAAAUCAAGAAUCCUGUGCCUGUAGCAUUGGCCCAGAGUGUGGUUACUGCCCUGAGGGCCAUGAGAGCCACAGAGGACAGGCUGAGGAAGGAAAGAAAUGGGGUCACUGCUCCCAGUGCAUCAUUUGCAUCAUUCCCCAUUGACUGAAUCCUCAGCAGUGGCCAUUUUUCCUCUUGUCCAGGCUCACGAGUUAGUCCAGAGAUUCCAUACUCCCCGUUCCCUAGAGUUUUCUGGAAUAAAUUUUCAGCACCUGCUUUUCUCAGCUUUGGCCCUUCCCCAGGUGAGGCCGUUGGGAAUUAACAUGGCCAGUGUUUCAGGCAAGAUUGGAUUCCCAGUCUUGACCAUCACUAUCACUGCCUUCUUUAUAUAAAGGCUAAUAAGGAAGGAGUGUUAUUUAUGGCUUUGCCAAGCUACAUCAAGAACUCAGCUGUGCUGUGCCUACCAGGGGUCUCCUUUCUUACCCAGGACUCCUUUCUUCUCCUUGAAUAUUUAUGUCCAUUUUAACACUUGCUGGUUGCAAGAGGGAUGUGCCUCCAUUAUUUCCUCCACAGUUUUGGUAUUUGUUAGACAUUUGUUUUAUUGUCUUUCUAAUCCAGCCAACCUCUGCUCAGGAAGUGGGGCCAGCUCCACUGGGACCCAUAGUUUUACUUCCUUGUCAUUUAAUUGGAUAUUUUCCAAGGAAGCCCCUCCAGAUUGAUACUAUCUCAGAAAAGGAGAGCUUGUUGUGAAGCACUGCUUCCUGAAACUUCCUGCUAUUGCCUAAAGCUACAUCUGAAACUGAGUAGGGAAAGGCAUACUUUUCCAGGGACUUGGGGGUAUAGGCCUUGGAAAUGGGACUGGUCUUUCAGAUUCAGAGCUUGAUACCCUAACGAAGCAGAGUAUAUUUAUUUGUUUCCCAGGGAGGUCAUUGCAGCUUGACUGGCUGAGGGAUACGGAGAUGAAAUUGUAAACUGUACCCAGAUUAUCACAGCUAAUUUGACUAGUUUGAACCUCGUAAGACAUUCAUUCCUUUGACAAUUGCCAUGGAUGAAACUGAGAUCUGCAAUCUGAUCUGUGGUCUUCUGUGCUGGUAUAUCUUUUAUAACUCUUCCAUUUGAGGAUUCUGUAUUUCAGAGGCAGUUUCUUGAGUAACUCCAGUGCUACAAAAAGAAUUAGUAAUGUGUUGUGGGCAGCGUGACAUUUUAUGUCCCACCCAAAAAAUUGGAUUCCUUUUGGAGACUGAUCCGUUGGUCUCAAGGGUUUCAUUGGGACCAGAUUGGUUCUAAGAGUUAGUCUGGAGUGGCCCUAGGAAACUUGAAUUAAAUAAGCCUCUUCCCCUUAUCGAUCCUAUUUAACACUCUCAGGUUUGUUUGUUUCCCACUUUUUUCCUACGCUGAUCUGCCUCAAAGUUUCAAGACCAAGGUGGCUCAAGGAAACACCAGACCACCCAUGACCACUAUAACCUUCCCAUCCUGAUUCUCUUCUACCUCCACCCUCACUGACUUCUCUUGGUCUUCACAUACACUCUCAGAGCUAGUCUGAAAGUGACCUUACUUUUGGAAGUAGGAAGUGGAACUUUGGUAAAUGACUAUUUGCCUCAUUAAAUAGUAUACAGGUUCAGCCCAUAGACUACAGUUCUUCACAGGCCAUAUGUCUCAGCAAGUACUGGUUAUAUUCUUUUUUAUAAGGAAGAUCAUAAAUGCUAAAAAUCCCACUAAGACAUUCAGUUCUUCCUUUUGCCUACCUAGUCCUGAUUUUUGUAUUAAUUGGGUCCCUUUAGCAAGAGAUUCAGAUCUUUGUACCUUAUCUUAUAUCCAGAACAGAUUCCAUUUGGCAGAUAUAUGGUCUCUAGCCUAUUGUAUUCUUAGACCAAAAAUCAUAACCUGCUGUUUCUCAGCAAAGCCUUGCUCUCUGGAGCUUACUAUGUGCUGGUACUUAAGGAGUGCAUUCUGCCUUGCUAUAGUGAAGAGACCCACUCCAAAUAAAAAAGGAGCCACACUGGGCUUCUGAGUUAGGUUGCCAGUGUUGCUGCCCAUGAUGAGUUAUUUGCCUCUGAGUUUCAGAUGACCUCUCUUCUUUGUAGAAACAUUGUGCCAUCAACAUUAAGAAGAAAGAACCACAAGCCUCCUAAGUAUUUGGGUUCUAUCUUAGGGUUGAAAUCGGUCAUUAUUCCCUCUACCCUUGGAAUCAGAGCAAUGUGUCUUCUUUCCUCCAACCUCUUACCUUAGAUGCAUCCUUGUUAUCUGGAAGCAUGGGAAAGAAGGCUAAUUAUCUCUUUGUAUGUGGCUCCAGUCUGUGAGGAUACAUACCAUUUUCUCUACAAUGAAUCUGUGCUAAUAUUUUGCCGCCUUCUUUUCUUUUGCCCCUUAGAGACAGGGUUUCACUAUGUUGCCCAGGCUAAUCUCAAAAUCCUGGGCUCAAGCAAUCCUCCUGCCUCAGCUUCCGGAGUAGCUGGAACCACAGGUGUGUGCUACCGUGCCUGGCACUUUUUUGCCUUCUUAAUGGAGAUAUUCAGUUUUCUUUUUUUCAUUUAAACAAAGAAAAAAAUAUAUCUACUCUACCUUCCCUCUGCUCUCCUCCCUCCCUAUCCUACUUGCCCAUGUGAGCACGGCUCCCCAUGGCCACAUACUCUUGCAAAGCUUUUUUGCUGCUUCGCUUUUCUCUGAACAGAUCUGAUAUUGCUGCUCCUGUGGUUUUCUCAAAAUUAACUUUGCCAUGGUUUUAAAAAAAGGAAUCAAAAUGCAUUGUUGCAUUAAGCUUUUUCAAUAAAGGAAAAUUACGGAGGGAAAAUAGGCAACACCAGCAAAUUAUAUGUGGACAGGUUCUAAACUAUAUAUAUACACAUAUAUAUAUCUCUAUAUAUAUACGUAAUCAUCUAGUUCUGUCAUCUUACUGAAAGGAAUAAAACUUCUAAGGAUCAUCGUUUCUGAGAAGUUCUUGGAAAUCUUUAUGUCUAAGUGAUUGUAUUAGAUCAGCAAUAAUGACUAUGUAAUCUCAAAAAACAAAUAAAAUAUUCUUAACAUGGA